CCCAGAUAGUCAAUCGUUGGGCAUGCGAAUAGUUGCAAGGUCAAGUUCCGUGCGCUGACAGAUCCAUAUUCGAACCCGAAGGAAUACGAUCCAGGGCAACAGUUUGCAUCUGUUAUUUGCUACAGACAAAAUGAGUAGUGAAAAGGACAUAAGAUUUUCUGCUGUCAAAAUGUCUGAUUCCCAAAUCGGUAUGUACGAAGAAUCAUUGGGAUCCAAUUUCGCUAAAAAGGCACAACAAUCACCUGCUUUGGUCAUCGGUCUAGUCGGUUUGGUAGCCACUUGCGCGAUCGGAGCUUACAAGUACAAACACAGAGGGACAAUGUCAACCUCUGUCUUUCUGAUGCAACUCAGAGUCGCUGCACAAGGAGUAGCUAUCGGAAGUCUAACGAUUGGAAUGACAUGGUCAAUGAUCAAUGACUACGUCUUACACAGGAAAAAGGAAUGAUAAUGCAUAGGACCUCGAUGAUAAACCAUAAUUAGAGAAAUUAAUAAAAAUAAAUAUACUCCAGCAAUAGAAAUUAUGACAGUUACUCCUAGAAUAAAGAAGAAAAUCAAUAUUGAUCAAUUUUAAUUUUCUUCAUGAGGCAUAUAUGUAUGGCACGUUGAAAAUUCUAUCAUUUCGAUAUUCUAACUAGAUAUUUUCUAUAGUAACACUAUUUAUUUUCAUUGCUACAUUAGCAUAUAGGUAUACAUACGUAUGAGUCGUUUAGACGAUGAUGUAGGGAAUGUUCAAUACAUCAUAUCAGAAAAUUUUUCGAAUUCAUAAUUCUUGCCUAGUAUAGGUACAUUACGGAUGAGGUUUUUGAUUAUUUUUUGCGAAAGCACAUACAAAGCACCCAAUUUUGUAAUAUCGAAUGACAUUAUAUAUUUUACAGUAAGUACAUCGAAUUGUUCCUUCUUCUGUUUGUGGUUGAAUUGAAUACUGAUUUACAUCAGUAAAAAUAACAAAUUUCCCUUAACAUUUGAAGAUUUACACAGAAAUUUUGAUUUUGAUUUACACAGAAUUUUCUAUAUUUCGUAUUAUCUAAUACUACAUCUGGAUGCCUCAUACGUUAAUCAUCAUACCUAUAAUAUUUUAUCAAAUAUAUUGAAUUUUGUAUUAUGUUUGAAUAACAAUGUGUAUCUCAAGUGAUGUAUGGAAAUGUAAAAUUGUAAAGGCUGGACCUUUCUUUCGACGGGUUAAAAUAUGUUAGUUCUGAUGUAUGACGAAUGAAAAAUGAAAGAAAAUAUUUUUCAUUAUUACCACAAGCUGUGAUCAUUCAUUGUCAAAGUGUCAACUUCGAAAAAAUUUGUACAUACAUACAUAAUAUGUUAGCGUGUUAUUUUCAAAUGUAUGUCUCGCAAUUUGUACGUUAAUUACGUAUUUAUUGUACAAAUUUCCUGACGCAGGGUAUGAAUUGUAUAUUAUUAUAGCAUCUCAUAAUAUUUAUUGUUGUAUAUAUAUUUCGUGUACAAUAAUACAUACGUAACUGUUUAUUUA
Diprion similis is the source of this 1480-nucleotide messenger RNA. RefSeq names its product HIG1 domain family member 1A, mitochondrial-like. Gene Ontology annotation, biological process: mitochondrial respirasome assembly. The coding region runs from base 131 to 445 and encodes 104 amino acids. The transcript is spliced from 3 exons. NCBI's taxonomy places the organism in Eukaryota, Metazoa, Arthropoda, Insecta, Hymenoptera, Diprionidae. The record is from RefSeq and is a predicted model, not a curated record. Gene Ontology annotation, cellular component: mitochondrion.